Molecule: messenger RNA, 1314 nt
Organism: Thlaspi arvense
Lineage: Eukaryota; Viridiplantae; Streptophyta; Magnoliopsida; Brassicales; Brassicaceae
Source: the annotation of a GenBank genome assembly
AUGUGGGUUGGGGUUCUGGGUUCUUCGCACAAGCAAAUUGAGUUUAAAACAGUGAACGAGGUAAAGAGUGGGGCACAUACAUCUUUCUGGUUUGAUCAAUGGAAUCAGAUUGGUCGGCUUUUCGAGCAUACCACAACGGUCCUUGCUACGCAUCGACGAAGAAAACAUCUGGCGGAGCUGUUGAACAGGAUUGAGGAUGAGAUAGAUACUCUUGGCACAAGAGGAUUGUCACAUGAGGCUGAUCGGAUCUUAUGGAAGUUCGAGGAUAAAUUAGAGCCAAGAUUCAGCUCAAAGGAGACAUGGAGACUCACACGGAUAACUCAAAAAGAAGCUGACAUUGUGGACCUUGGAUACUGGUCUGCAGCACAACCAAUUGAUGAUGACGACAAUGUAGAAUUAGAUAAGAGCAAUGGGAAGACAUUACUCGCCAAGACAUUAGCUCGGCUUGUAAAUGUUCCUUUUGUCAUUGCUGAUGCAACUACACUGACUCAGGUUGUUCAGUUCAACGUGCAAGCAGCACAGCAGGGAAUAGUCUACAUCGAUGAAGUUGAUAAGAUAACAAAGAAGGCUGAGAGUUUAAACAUUAGCCGAGAUGUUUCUGGGGAAGGCAGUAUUGUAAAUGUUCCACGGAAGGUAGCAAGGAAGCAUCCACGGGGGGAGCAUGUACAGAUAGACACAAAAGAUAUCCUCUUUAUCUGUGGAGGAUCAUUUGUUGACCUUGAGAAGACCAUUGUGGAUAGUGGUGCAAUAACUACAUCUUUGCUUGAAUCGAUUAAGCCUCUGUUUCGCUAUGGAAAGAGAGAUCUUAGUUAUGUAAUGGCGGCUGCAUUUCAUGUCGAGAGUUCCGAUCUUACAGCGUAUGGCCUUAUACCGGAGUUUGUAGGACGCUUUCCCAUAUUAGUUAGUUUGUCAGCUCUAACAGAGGACCAGCUUAUUCGGAACCCAAGAAUGCUCUUGGGAAACAAUGCAAGAAACUAUUCAGUAAAGUUGCAUUUUACUGAGAAAGCUCUCGGGGUGAUUUCGAAGCUAGCGAUGGUGAAGAAUACAGGUGCGAGGGGACUAAGAGCCUUGCUUGGAAGCAUUCUUACAGAAGCCAUGUUUGAGAUUCCAGAUGCUAAGAAGGGAGACGAAAGAAUCGACGCUGUUAUUGUAGAUGAGGAAUCAACAGGCCCUGAAGCUUCCCGUGGUUGCACAGCGAUAAUACUUAGAGGAGAUGGAGCUUUUGAGCGUUACCUCAGCGAGAACAAGUCGAAAGAUGCUUCAGAAACAAUGGUUGAGGAAAGAGUAGACUCAGCGAGAGCAAUGAGCUUGUAA